Pseudophryne corroboree (corroboree frog) is the source of this 3027-nucleotide messenger RNA. It is a transcript of the gene HID1, whose product is annotated as HID1 domain containing. Lineage: Eukaryota; Metazoa; Chordata; Amphibia; Anura; Myobatrachidae. Gene Ontology annotation, cellular component: Golgi medial cisterna; Golgi trans cisterna; membrane. The record is from RefSeq and is a predicted model, not a curated record. Bases 227 to 2614 code for a protein of 795 amino acids. The transcript is spliced from 19 exons.
CUGAUGGAUCUAUGGGCGGAGCCUAUGGCAGUGACGGAGCAGCAGCCGGUGAGAGACAUGCAUCAGCAGCACUGAGCCGCCUCAGCCCUGGUGACGCAGGAGAAGGGCGGGGCCGACACUCAUUCCCUGACGGAUCCGGCUCCCGGGCUGCUGCAGGCGGAUUGCACGGGGAUCCUCCGUACCGGGCCGUGAACGGGCGGAGCUUACAGCUUGGGCCGGCACCGGGAUGGGGAACACCGACACCAAGCUAAACUUCAGGAAAGCAGUCAUUCAGCUGACCACAAAAACACAGCCAGUGGAAGCUACAGAUGAUGCCUUCUGGGACCAGUUUUGGUCAGAUUCGGCCACCUCUGUGCAGGAUGUCUUUGCUCUGAUCCCAGCUGCUGAGAUUCGUGCGGUUCGAGAGGAGUCCCCAUCAAAUCUGGCCACACUCUGUUAUAAGGCUGUAGAAAAAUUGGUAGCUGGUGCAGACAGUGGAUGUCACUCGGACACAGAAAAGCAAAUAGUGUUAAAUUGUGCUCGGUUGCUGACUCGUGUGCUGCCAUAUAUCUUUGAAGACCCAGAUUGGAGAGGAUUCUUCUGGUCGUCUGUGCCUGGGGCAGCACGGAACCAGGAGGAAGAUGAGGAGGAGGAUGGGUCUCGUCCACUUGCAGAAUCUCUGCUCCUGGCCAUUGCUGACCUGCUUUUCUGUCCAGAGUUUACAGUACAAAGUCAUAAGAGAACUGGAACGGAUGCAGCAGAAGACAUUCACACCCUUGACAGCUGUGAGUACAUCUGGGAAGCUGGUGUUGGCUUCGCUCAUUCUCCAACCCCCAACCACACACAUGACUUUAACAGAACAGAACUUCUAAAACUGCUACUGACCUGUUUCUCGGAGGCCAUGUACCUUCCACCUUCAUCGGAGAGCAGCGGCAUAGCCAACCCUUGGGUACAGUUUUUCUGCUCCACAGAAAAUAGACAUGCUCUACCCCUCUUCACUUCACUCUUGAACAUAGUGUGUGCAUACGACCCUGUUGGUUAUGGAAUUCCUUACAACCACCUGCUCUUCUGGGAUUCACGUGAGCCAUUGGUUGAGGUCUCAGCCCAGCUCCUUAUUGUCACUUUGGACUCUGAUUCUACUAUCACCUCUGGUCCCAGCAUGGAUGGAACUACUACCAGCACUGCCAUGGAUGAGGGUGAGAGCCCAGCCCCAGACAAUCUCUUUGUGAAUUAUCUGUCACGGAUCCACAGGGAAGAGGAUUUCCAGUUCAUUUUGAAGGGCCUGGCACGCCUUCUCCUAAACCCACUCACACAGACCUACCUGCCAAAUUCCACCAAGAAAAUUCAAUUCCACCAAGAACUGCUAGUGCUAUUCUGGAAGCUGUGUGACUUUAACAAGAAGUUCCUGUUCUUUGUUCUGAAGAGCAGCGAUGUCCUGGAUGUACUGGUCCCAAUUCUGUACUUUCUGAACGAUGCACGAGCAGAUCAGUCUCGUGUUGGUCUGAUGCAUAUUGGGGUGUUCAUUCUUUUGCUGCUAAGUGGGGAGCGGAAUUUUGGCGUUCGUUUGAACAAACCAUAUUCUGUGCGAGUCCCGAUGGAUAUCCCAGUUUUUACAGGAACACAUGCAGACUUGCUUAUUGUGGUUUUUCACAAGAUCAUCACCAGUGGACACCAGCGUUUACAACCCUUGUAUGACUGUCUGCUUACCAUCGUAGUGAAUGUAUCCCCAUACUUGAAGUCCCUCUCUAUGGUGGCAUCUAACAAGCUACUGCACUUGCUUGAAGCUUUCUCCAGCCCCUGGUUCCUCUUCUCCUCCCCACAAAAUCAUCAUCUUGUUUUCUUCCUGCUUGAAGUGUUCAACAACAUUAUCCAGUAUCAGUUUGAUGGUAACUCAAGUCUAGUUUAUGCUAUUAUACGGAAGCGGAAUGUAUUUCACCAGUUAGCAAACCUCCCUUCAGACCCCCCAUCAAUACAGCGUGCACUGCAGCGAAAAAAGAAACCAGCUGAGCCAAUAUCCCGCACCAACUCUCAAGACGGAGCUUCCAUGGAGGGUUCACGGCCUGCUGCUCCAGCAGAACCAGGCACCCUGAAAACCAGUCUUAUAGCCACACCUGCUAUAGAGAAGCUAACUGAGAAAUCUCAGGUAUCGGAGGAUGGAACUCUUCGAGCUGUGGACCCUGAAGUACCUUUAUCACCCGGAGAGAGCAGUCUGCCCCGUCCCCUGAGUGACACCGAAUCUCAGAGUGGGGAUGCUGCACAAAGCAGGCAGACCAGACGUCAGUCGAGCACCUCAUCUCAUUGGAACCCAUCUACAGACUGGGUCAUGUCCUGGAAGGUGAAACUGCCACUUCAGACAAUCAUGCGGCUGCUGCAGGUCCUGGUGCCGCAGGUGGAGAAGAUCUGCAUUGACAAGGGACUGACAGAUGAGUCUGAAAUUUUGAAGUUCCUACAGCAUGGUACCUUGGUGGGAUUACUGCCUGUUCCUCACCCUAUACUGAUCCGAAAAUACCAGGCCAAUGCCGGCACUGCUAUGUGGUUCCGUACAUAUAUGUGGGGGGUCAUCUACUUGAGGAAUAUGGACCCUCCUGUUUGGUAUGACACCGAUGUGAAGUUGUUUGAAAUCCAGAGAGUUUAGACAUCACCUCCUGCUCAGUACCUGUUACAUAUGAAGUCUUGUCAUAGAAUUCUCUCUCUCACAAUCAGGCAUUUACACAGAUUAUUGACCACUGCAGUACCAAAUGACGAUUUCCCCGUGGACACAGACAUAUCAUGCCACUUGUAUCAUUGAUCUAGUUUAGUUAAUUUUAUUUUUAUGUUUUACACAUUGAUUUAGAUUAGGGCUGGGCAACUUGUGGCUUUUCAAUGACAAUCCUCCAUGUGCUAUUCCAGCAUGUUUGCAAAUAGUAGCUCAGAAAUAGACCAUGUGGUACCCUGCGCCUGAUUUACACAAUCUUCUCACUGCAUCCGUGUUAAUUAUCUUAUUAAGUAGCACUGUCAUCUCCAUGUUUAUGUGAAAUCAGAUGUAAUCUAUUAAAUUAUAUUAAUAAA